Nematostella vectensis (starlet sea anemone) is the source of this 2590-nucleotide messenger RNA. RefSeq lists its product as uncharacterized. Bases 173 to 1660 code for a protein of 495 amino acids. NCBI's taxonomy places the organism in Eukaryota, Metazoa, Cnidaria, Anthozoa, Actiniaria, Edwardsiidae. The record is from RefSeq and is a predicted model, not a curated record. The transcript is spliced from 2 exons.
CCCUGCAGGAAAAAAUUAAAGAAAUGCUGGAGUUAAGCCCUUCCAUAAUUUAAAGAUAAAGGAGCUGGAGGUGGAAUGCAGGGCCAGGGGCAUAGCAGACUUCGGCUGCAGGAAGAGCCUUCAGGACAAUCUAAGUCAAGAGCUUGGGGGAAUUCAACGUGUACCGGCCUUAAUGUUUCCUCACCAAGAGAAAGAGCUAGAAGAAAUCAACAUAGGUGUCAUGUCUGAGAAACCACAAACAGUCUUUGAUACUCUAACAGAAGUGUCAAGACUAUUGUAUAGCCACCCAAGCAAAAGAUGUCCAAGAGAUAUUUUGCGUCUCCACAACCAGAGCUUCCUUCAUGCCAUGACUUUGAAAGAGGUUAUCAAGGAAACAAAGUCCUUGACCGAUCGAAAGCUGUAUGGGCGCUACUUCCACUCUCUUGUUGUCCAUUCCCCAAUCCAGUCGAGACUGGUCAGUGGUCGAUCUGUAAAUACUGAACAGCAGGAGCGCCACUUUAACACCUUCUCUGCAAUAGCAGAAAAUACCUCGAGCAGACGUCCUGGUGAAAUAAUCACACCCGGCCUAGUUCGUAUGCAGGCUGAACUAAAGCUAGCUGACCAACACAGAAACACCUUGAGUGAACAAGUAUCCAAAAUCAACAGUAUUGCCAAGUCAUCAUCUGCACUAUCCAACUCAAUCAUUCCAAACAGAUAUAUUCUUCGACACCCUAAUGAUUGUCAGGCUCACCUGGAGCGCAUCUCAGAUUUUCUUUUGUGUGGAGAGGGUGUAUGGUGGAGGCAAGUUGCUAGUGGUGUGGAGUUUUUUGAUGGCCCCCAAGAGUUAGGUUCAAGGACAGCUGGUCCACCACUUCAUCACUUUAGAUCACAGACAAUAAAAUCAGAAAGAAGUUAUCUACAAGAGUGCUGGGACAAGUGCUUGACCAAUGAUAUUCCAAUUCCACACUACAAAGUCAAGAUAUAUGAUGAUGAUGGUGAUUUAAAAGUGAGCAAGCUCACUGGGUUUUUUAAUGAUGAUGAUAAAGAGGAAGAGGAGGAAGACAGAGCAGAGGAGUGUGAAGAAACUGAAGCUCACAUAAUAAGCAUGCAAGAGGAAGUGAAUGAUGAUGAAACUGAAGAGGAGGCAGACAUGAAGGGAUAUGAUGAAGACAUUGUAGACCUUCAGCCCCAGGAUGAAGAAGAAGUAAUUGAAGAGAAAUUAGAUGACCUGCAGACACAGUGCCACAUAAACACCGGCUCACAUGAGGCAAUUCAUCAGUCCCCACCUGAACAGCCUGUCCCUCACAACCAGUCUGUUAGUCAAGCUCAAUCAUCUUUUACUUCAAAAUCAACUUUGGCUAAUAAUGUUCUCAAAUGCAUCCCAAGUGAUUCUCAUGCUGUGAGAACUCUGGACAAGGCUAGGACACAAUUGAGAGAGCAUCCCUUUGAUAAGGAUAUCCAAAGGAAAUACGAAACCACACUGGCUAAAAUCAAAACAACAGUGCUCUCAGCUCAUUCCCAGCUCAAAGAAGAAGUAAUGCGCUGGGAAAAAACGUUCUUCCUUCGAAAAUGCACUGAACCCACAUCAGAUGACAUUUCUGAAGACCCCAAAAUAAGUAAAGUCAAGCAAAAAUUAUAUCUUUGUCGCAAACUACUAAAGCACUGGAAAAUCACUGCUUAAAAUUGUGAGCUUACAUUUUUGUGACUUUUUGUAAAUAAUAUAUCUGUCUGACAUAAAUCAAUGCUUUUAUCGCGGCUAUGUUUUUAUAAUUUCACGACAAACAGAACAUGUCACGAUUAAAGCAUGUAAUUUUAUUUGAGCUUACUUAAUAGUCCUCAGAUAAGAAUGUAAUAUAGAUUAUUUUAUUACAAAAUUAUAGAGUUUAGAUGAGCCUUCCAUCGGGAAAAUGCUACAUUUUUAAUAAAAAUGACGGCUCGUCUAAUAAAUAUAGAUUUAGAAUUCCCUCAGCGAUAAAUUAUGUUAUUUGCUCUACAUAACUAGUAUUGUUAUAUUUGAGGAGCUUGAUAAAUGGUACGGAUAAAAAGGGAACUUACCUCUUGAACUUUAAUUCGGGUCUACACCGGUUCCCCGUCUUUCUUUCCCUAAAGAAGUAGCUUCCGCUUCACAAAAAAGCUUUCAUGUACGAAUUAUGCGAACAACACGGUGACGGGCACACACAGUACCAAUGUUCCGCUGACCAUGUAUAACGAUGGCGCACAUCUUAGGUAUCGUAUGACGCAAAGGUCAAUCGCUGACAGGAAAGGCGAUCAAUUUACUUAUUCCCUCUACAGAGAGAGGUGCUUUCUCUACGGGAUUUGAUUGGUCAUUAGAGUAUGCCGAUCUUCCGAUCUUGAGAUUGUGAUUGGUCGGGUUUAUAGGAGGUGGGCCUGGGAGAGAGUACCAUGGUGCAUAUAAACCGUGAAUCUCCAAAAGCAAUCAGUUUGGCUCCCGCGAGGGAGCUGGAAGGGUCCCGACACAAGCAAAGAAGACUAAAACAAAGAAAAACUACAGUGAUUCUCAUGCUGUGAGAACUCUGGACAAGGCUAGGACACAAUUGAGAGAGCAUCCCUUUGAUAAGGAUAUCCAAAGGAAAUACGAAACCACACUGGC